AUGACGGGUCAAGCGCUGACGGUUCUCUCGUUGCUCUGCACACGGGCGUUGGUGAUACUCAGUGAGGCGGCGCCGUCCAUGUCGACUGCACGAUAUUUAAGCUCCGUUGCUGCAUCAACGGCCGCACUAUCUUCCAACGCACCUGACGCCAUGCUGCUGCGCUCUGCAAAUGAUUUUGUACAGCGGUUGGCCUCUCUGCUUCCGCUUCUUCGUACGGCGGAACCCCUCCAAGAAGAUGUGGCGAUUGGCAUUUUUCGCAUCGCCAAGAGUAAUGGUAGUGGAAAUAUUUCUCCGGCUUGUAUUGACAGCCUCUUGAAGGAGGUAGAUGAACGGCUUGUGGGACCUCAGUUCGCAAUGUGGAAACCGCAGACGGUUUUGGCGUCUCUUCAUGCCAUUGCCAUCGCUUCGCCAUCGGGGCCGUUGAAAAUGGUGGACACUCUUCUUUUUUGUGCGAAGGAGCAAAUCCCACAGCUCGAUGAGCGAAAAUCGGCCCGGUUACUGUGGUGUGUUGCCACGCUGCGGAAGGAAUCAGCGCACGCCACCUUGUGGAGGUUGUUGUGUGGACGUCUUAUUCGUUUUUCAAGGGUCUUAACCUCUUCCAGUCGUUCUUUGGUGGUUGAGGCGCUCAUUAUUGUCCAAGAGUGUACGUGUGAUGCACAGCAUGAGUUGCUGUGUGUUCUGCAUGAGAAUCGUCUCGCAGUCCAAGAAGGGGAGGCAUUUGACGGCGAGGAAGUGAUGAUGAUGGGGUAUGACUACCAGGCUCUCAAGGAGCGACUAUUGUCGGAUGUCCACCUGCUUUCUGUGGAUUCUAUUAUUCAUAUGCUUUCCCAGGCCUAUGGCACAUCCUCGGAUGGCUCAGACGAGGCAAACUACUUAAUUCAGCACCUUCUUUCUCGUCCCCUCAAGCCGGUGGUGUGCCGUGAGCUUCUGGAGCUUCUUGCAACGGUUGGGAAUAGUGAAGUUGCACAGUCACUUCGAAUGAAGGCCGUCGAAUGCAUCCGCGGUGAGUACGGCCAGGGUUCCUUUGGAAAGCACGAUCCCAUACGCGAUCUCGCUACCGUGAGCAUCGCUUUUGCGUUGGAGCGACAACAAACCCUUGCUGUGAGCGCAGGGACAAGAAUGCUUCUCGAGGAGCUUAUUGCGAGGUGCCAUGGCAUGAGUGAUGGUGUGUGGGAUCGCUAUAGUGGUCGAGUCACGGGGGUGCUGGCGGUGGCGCUGGAUGUGUUGGCAUCUUUUGUCCAGACAGGUAAGAAAUCACCGUCUCUCACCGGAAUUUAUCAUCAACUCGAGCAAUUCCCUGAAUCAUGGGAGCGAGGUUCUUCCCCCUCGGCGGUGAUCACAGAGUGUGCUGCUUGCGUCUGCAGCGCAUGUCAUUUGCUUCGUGUUUUUUCUUUGCUGAAGAGUCCAUUUUCGACAGCGGCGUCACCAUCUUCUGUAGAGACGACGACGUUAGGCGAUUGGAACGGCACCCAUGGAAGUCUUACAGAGGCGUUGCUGCGGCGUUGUACGGAUGUGUUUUCUCGGGAGGGCACGCUACUUCCCCGUGCUGUUGUGUUUGACAUGUGGCGAGCCUCCACUGGGGUUGAGGGGACAAGUUCCGCCGUCCUCCAGCCGCUCAUGGAGUUGCUAUUGAAUUACACGGAGAAGCAUCCUGCGGACUUCCCACUGCGAGAAGUUGCAAAGUUUUUUGGGACCGAUUGCCAUCGUUUUCCUGCGGAGGCCUUUGAACUUUUCGUGCGGUGCCUGAGGAAUGAGUCUGACAACGUCGUGUCAUCUCACCUGGACAUGUUGGUAUCGUCAAUGGAGGGUGUUGCGGCUCGAGGAGACAAGGCGCUGCUACAGCGGCUCCAGCUGAUGCUCUUUCUUCGCCCAAUUGGUCACGAAAAGGCACUCAUACAUGCCGUUUUAUUUAAAACGCCUCAACUGGUGCGAUUGUUCAACUGCUGCAACAGUGCAUCCGACCUGACAGCUUCCAUGCAGGCUACGCUGCUUGAGCUAAUGGUCAGUUCCUGCGGGCGCUGCACGACGAUGGAGGAGCUGAACACGGCGGCGUCGCUUCUCCCGCACAUUGAGCGUGGGUCACUGAAGGACGCGCUUGCGUGGGCGCUUGCGGCCAAUGCGCAGCGGAUGCAUCCAACGGUGACACCCGAUGUGCAGAAGGCGCUGUUGAUUGUAUAUCUUCAGAAAGGAGGUGUCGCUGUGGAAGAAGAUCUUCUGCAGGCGCUGAGACGUCGGGCUUAG
Trypanosoma cruzi is the source of this 2241-nucleotide messenger RNA. RefSeq lists its product as uncharacterized. Lineage: Eukaryota; Euglenozoa; Kinetoplastea; Trypanosomatida; Trypanosomatidae. The coding region runs from base 1 to 2241 and encodes 746 amino acids. The transcript has a single exon. The record is from RefSeq and is a predicted model, not a curated record.